UCCAAAAUAACCGAAACCGAAUACAACCGAACCGAAACCGAAUGGUUAACCGAAUGUCCAGGCCUAUUCAUAAGAUUUCAAAGAAGGUUUCACUCGCCACUGAUUUUGCGUACAAUUGCUUUUCAAGAGUUGUUAAAGCUAGUGUUGGGUAUGACUGGAAUAAUAAACAGUCUCGUGUCCAGGGAAAGAUUGAUUCUAACGGUGUUGUAUCUGCACUUUUUGGAAAGGAAUUAUAUAUGGGACUCGAUUGUCUGCUAUCUGCAUAUUUGAAUCAUAAGAACAACGAUUUCAAGCUUGGUUUGAGCUUAACUUAUGGUUAGGAACUCGAACAAUCUUCAGCCUUGAUUCCUCGUGUAGACAAUACAACCCCUAAGCAUAUCUUGUUCCUUGUUGGCCAAUCCAAGUGAAGUC
Molecule: messenger RNA, 411 nt
Organism: Camelina sativa (false flax)
Lineage: Eukaryota; Viridiplantae; Streptophyta; Magnoliopsida; Brassicales; Brassicaceae
Source: RefSeq, a predicted model, not a curated record